Messenger RNA from Scophthalmus maximus (turbot), 2253 nucleotides. RefSeq names its product LHFPL tetraspan subfamily member 4a (gene lhfpl4a). The coding region runs from base 39 to 755 and encodes 238 amino acids. Gene Ontology annotation, cellular component: plasma membrane; inhibitory synapse; postsynaptic membrane. The record is from RefSeq and is a predicted model, not a curated record. The transcript is spliced from 4 exons. Gene Ontology annotation, biological process: gamma-aminobutyric acid receptor clustering; sensory perception of sound. NCBI's taxonomy places the organism in Eukaryota, Metazoa, Chordata, Actinopteri, Pleuronectiformes, Scophthalmidae. Gene Ontology annotation, molecular function: GABA receptor binding.
GGGAGACAAAAACAAAAACAACAACCAAACAAACAAACAUGUUGCCUUCCCAAGAAGCCUCCAAGAUCUACCAUGACAACUACAUGCGCAACUCCCGGGCCAUCGGGGUGCUGUGGGCCAUCUUCACCAUCUGCUUCGCCAUCGUCAACGUGGUGGUGUUCAUCCAGCCCUACUGGAUCGGCGACAGCGUCAGCACGCCGCAGGCGGGCUACUUCGGCCUCUUCCACUACUGCGUGGGCACGGGGCCGUCGCCCAGCCGCGAGCUCACCUGCGUGGGCAGCUUCGCCGACUUCGGCUCCAUCCCGUCCGGCGCCUUCAAGGCGGCCUCGGUGUUCGUGCUGCUGUCCAUGGUGCUGACCCUCAGCUGCAUCGCCUGCAUGGCGCUCUUCUUCUUCUGCAACACCUCCACCGUCUACAAGACGUGCGCCUGGAUGCAGCUGCUGUGUGGAGUGUGCCUGGUGCUGGGCUGCAUGAUCUUCCCUGACGGAUGGGACGCCGAGGUGAUCCGGGACAUGUGCGGGGAGCAGGCAGGGAAAUACUCCCUGGGCGACUGCUCUGUACGCUGGGCCUACAUGCUGGCCAUCAUGGGCAUCCUGGACGCCCUCAUCCUCUCCUUCUUGGCCUUCGUCCUGGGCAACAGGCAGACAGACUUCUAUCUUGAUGAUCUGCAGACAGACAACAAAGAUUUUGCUGUGUCAAGGAUUGAAGUCCGGGACAGAAGAGAGCCACGGUACGGAGUGCAGCGUCUUCACUGAGGGCAACGACGCAGCACCUGGACACCUCCUCUCCCCUUUUUUUCUCUUCUUUCAUCCACCUGUUACUUUCCCUCUCCUCUCUCGCCUCCUUCUCCUCCCUUCUUCUCUCCUCUCCAAUGAUCAGGAUAUCGCCACCAAUCCCAAUGCAGACACCAAGUGUGCAGGAUUCUGUGAGAUAGACAAAAAAAACAACAACAACAACAACGACAACGAAACACGCUGGGAUAAACUAUAUUUUGAUGAGGACAAAAAUUAUACCACAUUGCACAGUGCAUUUAACACUCGGACUUUCCCAACGAAUGCCUUUUACGCUGAAGAAAAAAUUCCAAGAUUUGCGCGAGAAAUUCGAUCCUUCAGAUGAAGAACCAUAACGUCCGCCUAUGAUUUUAUGGAUUUAAAAUCUUGCUAUCUAAUGACUUUUUGAGUUGGUGUGUUGUUGUGUACGUUCAAUGGCUUCAGAGAGCAGAUCACUUUUCCUCCUCGUAAAAGAGUCACGACACGGAAACAUUUCCGCCCGGGACUUGUAUGGUGCUUCAUCUAAGGACUUACGAGGAAUUUAAAGGAGUUACCCCCCGCCCCGCCAUUGCAGCUUUACAGAACCUAACAUCUCUGGGAGAUUCUCUACCUGUACAUACUGAACUAUGUGAAUAACAUUAACCGCUGACAGAAACAGCCGACAACAAAACCUCAUCUGACUCUUAAUGCAUUCGAGUUUGGUGUUUCUACUCUCGGUUUCCUCGUGCUGGAAGAGCACGGGAGUAGGUGCGAACCCAUUGCGCUUGUAUGACUCCUCACUACUGAUUUGGUGGGAUUACGCAGGAUCGGAAUGACACUGAUAUCUUCCCCGGACAUACCGCAGGAGAGCAGAGCACCAUGAAUCAAUGCGUUUCUGUGAGUGAUCGCAAUUGUUUGACAUGGAAAAAGAGAUGAAAAAAAGAGAUGAAAAAAGAUGCGUCCUCUGCAUCAGCAUGGUCUCAAAACAAGCCCCUUGACUCUAGUAUCCCCCCCUGCGAUGUAAAGUAAAAAUGUCAAGUUGCUGAACUGAUUUGCAGCUGUCCAAGAUAUAGACUUCGAGGUCUGAGUUCUCUACUUUGUAAUACCCAGUGUGCAGUUUACUCCAGUUUAUGGUCCCAGCAUACAGUGAUCAGUUUACUCUACAAAUGUCUUAAGAGUGCGGGGAAAUACGACUGUACACGAGUGGGCCUUCUCUCAGAUAGAAGCCCCAAGUGCUGCAGUUAAAGGUGAUGUCACUAAUAUGCCUCUUUGUUGCUCACGGCAUAGUCAUAGGAAUCAUACGUGGGGCAAUAAAGUUAAAAAGUGCUAAAUCACUUCAAAAUGUCACAUAAGUCUUGGAACCAUGCUAGAUACACAUUUAAUGUCAUUAUAAGCAGGGCUGUAGCCAGGAUUUUAGACAUACUGAUUUCAAGAUACCACCCGCAAACCCCAACAUUCAGUGGCCAAAUAAAAAAUGACAAAUAUAUUGGACCUGAUGCAAGAA